Messenger RNA from Aphanomyces invadans, 2269 nucleotides. RefSeq lists its product as hypothetical. Gene Ontology annotation, cellular component: precatalytic spliceosome. The record is from RefSeq and is a predicted model, not a curated record. NCBI's taxonomy places the organism in Eukaryota, Oomycota, Saprolegniomycetes, Saprolegniales, Verrucalvaceae. The coding region runs from base 453 to 1565 and encodes 370 amino acids. The transcript has 9 exons.
CCCGAACUCUAUCUUGCAUCUUUCUCGGUACCCCCCAUCGGAGCGAUGUCGCGAAGCGCGCUAACUCGAGUGGAGCUGCAGCAAGCUCUUGCGAACCGUGCUGCCGUCGCGAAUGCAAUGGUUCCAAUGAUGUAUCCAGCCGCGGCGAUGCAGGUUCCUAUUGACCCGUAUUAUGUGGAAGAAGCCCGCAGGGUGAAGGAGAACCAGCUCCCCAUUCACGGCAACCAGUCGACGUACAACUUCAACACACUGCUCUACGAUAACGUGAUGAACUCGGACUACUUCCGAAAGCUAUAGUAUGUCUCGAGGAUCUCCAUUCAUGACUGUUCCACGUUUGUAGCGAGCUGACUACGUACCAUGAAGUCGUCGAUGAAAUCUACUACCGCGUAGACCAUGCAGAGCCAUGGGCUGCAGGGACGUCUCGCAUUCCAUCAACAUGCUUUUGCUUGUUAAUGAAGUUCUGCACGAUGCGGCUCACUAUUAACCAAAUGCAAGGUCUCCUCAAGCACGUGGACUCGCCUUACAUUCGAUGCGUGGGCUUUUUGUACCUUCGGUACACGUGCGACCCCGAGUUGCUGUGGGAAUGGUACGAGCCGUACCUUGGCGACGACGAAGAGUUCAAUGCAUCUUCCAACGAUGCCAUUCGCACCACGAUGGGGGCGUGGAUUCGGUCGCUGCUUGAAGAUAUCAACUACUUCAACACGAUUUUGCCUCGCAUCCCCAAGAAAAUCCAGGAUGGCAUCAAAGUCAAGCUUUUGUUGUACGACCAAACGAAGAAACGCCACGACGAAAACCUUGCGAUUGUCGAGUUCUUGGUCAAAGGGACGAAAAUCAAAGCCAUGUACAGCGACGAGGACAACGCGCCAGCGAUGUACGAUGCCGUGAUCGACGACGUGGACGAAGCCACGCACGAGUACUGGGUGACGUUUCCAGAGUACGGCAACACGGAAAAAGUGACGCUGGGCGACAUUUUGUUUGAAAAGCCUGCGCCGCCAAAGCGUUCGCGGUCCAAGACCCGAUCGAUCUCGAGAUCGCGCGAUCGGCACCACCGCAGCAGCCGCCGACACGACCGGUCGACGUCGCGCAAUCGGGAUCGCCGGAGCAGCGAGCGCCCGCGCAGGGACCGGCACCACCGAAGCAGUCGCCGAUCGCCAUCGGACGAUAGAUCGCGUCAAUGCAACCGCCACCGUCGCUCGUCUCGCUCGCGCAGCCGAGAUCGAAAAGACACAACGUCUUCGUCCGGUGCGUUAGCCGACGACUUGCUCGCGCAAGUGCGAGAACAAGAGCGCCGAAAAGCUGAAGCCGUCGGCAAAGACUACGCGGCUCGACCGGCCAGCUACAAGGGAUCGUUGUCGCUCAGACAAGACCGAUUCACGACCCGAAAGCGAUCGCGAAGCCCGACGAAGCGCGAGGUGGAGUUUGUCGAACUGGAGAAACCCAAAGAAGGUCACAUGUCGACAUCGCGGUCAGCGCCAUUGUCUCGCGAGGCGGAGGAGCGUCGCCGUAAGCUUCUGGAAACGUACGGCGAUGCCGCAGCCAAGAGCAAGCCAAAGUCGUUCGACUAACAGAUGAAGAAUUGUACGAUCACACGUUUCGAAUGGAUUGCUUGUUCACUUUUCAGUGUCAUUUGCGGCACGCUAUUUACUCCACCGUAACAAACUCGUCGGCAGCCAAUUCGCCAGAGGCCUUGAUGACAACCUUCUGCGAAGGAGUACCGGACCCGGCGCCGACUUUUUCGACGGCUUUAACCACGUCCAUCCCGCUGACAACACGGCCAAACACAACAUGACGGCCAUCCAACCACGAGGUCUUGACAGUGCAGAUGAAGAAUUGCGAACCGUUCGUGUUGGGGCCUGCGUUCGCCAUGGACAACGUGCCCGCGCCUUCGUGCUUCAGCUUGAAGUUUUCGUCUUCGAACUUUUCGCCAUAGAUGGAUUCGCCGCCAGUGCCCGUGCCGUGGGUGAAGUCACCGCCUUGAAUCAUAAAGUCCGGGAUAAUGCGGUGGAACGUGCUGUCCUUGUACCACAAAGCCUUGCCCGUCUUCCCGAGGCCCUUUUCACCAGUGCACAAUGCACGAAAGUUUUCGACUGUCUUCGGGACGGUCUUGCCGUACAAACCCAUGACGAUACGUCCGGCAUCGCGGCCACCGAUCGUAAUAUCAAAGAACACUUGGUGCGUAAUCUUGGGGCCCGCCGCCGACACGACGGCGAGAACCGCGAGGAGCGUCACACACAGCGCUUUGAAUGACAUGGUCGACAGUUAAGUGCAA